Phacochoerus africanus (Common warthog) is the source of this 1896-nucleotide messenger RNA. RefSeq names its product C-C motif chemokine ligand 25 (gene CCL25). Gene Ontology annotation, biological process: neutrophil chemotaxis; inflammatory response; cellular response to interleukin-1. Gene Ontology annotation, molecular function: chemokine activity; CCR chemokine receptor binding. NCBI's taxonomy places the organism in Eukaryota, Metazoa, Chordata, Mammalia, Artiodactyla, Suidae. The transcript is spliced from 6 exons. The record is from RefSeq and is a predicted model, not a curated record. Gene Ontology annotation, cellular component: extracellular region. The coding region runs from base 951 to 1502 and encodes 183 amino acids.
UGUCGGGUUCUUAACCCUCUGAGCCACAACGGGAACUCCUCAAAUGAUCUUGCUUCCCUCUCUGCUGCUUGUCUUGUCUGCUCUGCUCUGGGACUGUCUGUCUCCUUCACUGCUUACUUAGGUACCCAGCCCAGUGCCUGGCAUACAGCAGGCAUUCUUUAAGUGUUUUUUUGAAUGAAUAAGAUAACAAAUGGCCCCAAACAGGUGUUUAGCGAGGAUCGGUGACAUCACUACCAUCUUUCAUGGCUGGGACACAUCUGCUUGCUCACUAUGGUCGCCCCAGGGCUUAGCAUGUGACUGGUAUGUAUGAGGUGCCCAGAAAAACCUGUAUGGAAUAGGCGGGUGGAGCCCAGGAGCUUCAAAGAGGGACUCACGACCCUGUGGGACCUUCUCCUCAGGGCCUACCACCCUCCCUCCUCACGUCACUGCUGCCCUAGUCCCAGCUGGCCCUCCCCCCACAUAUCCAGUAGGAGCAGGAGAAGCACAAGGACUGAGGGCAAGGCUGCAAGCCAUGCUGGUGGCCCAAGUUCCCCGGAACCUGGAGGUAGCUGGUCAGUCUGGGGAGGGAAGACCCUCAAAGCCCGCCUUCCAGAAGGCAGCAGGGCCAACCACAUGCAGAACACAGGGCCAAUCUAGAAACCAGAUCCCUGAAAGUCAUGUGAGAGGCUCGCAAGGCAUCCUUUAAAGAAGACCACUUUUGGAGUUCCCACUGUGGCACCAUUGAUGAUUGGCCUGUCUGUGUGGUGUUGUCAGUUCAAUCCCCCAUCCAGCCAGGCGGUUAAGGAUGCAGCAAUGCUACAGUUGAGGGGUAGGUCACAGAUGUAGCCCAGGAACUUCUAUAUGCAGUGGGUGCAGCUGAAAACAAACAAACAAACAAACAGAAAAAAAAAACAUCACUUUUCUCUCCUUCCUCCAAUUGCCUAGCAACCACUGUACAUCUGGACCAGAGCAUGUGGCAGCUGGAUACCACAGGACUCCAGGCCUGGCGGACAGGUCACCUGGGGUCUGUUAAUCCUCGAGGCGCCGGAGGAGGACCAGCCUGCACUAUGAGGCCAUGGCUCCUGGCCUGCCUGGUGGCCUGCUUCGUGGGUGCCUGGGCUCCUGCUAUCCAUGCUCAAGGUGCCUUUGAGGACUGCUGCCUGGCCUACCACAGCCACAUUAAGUGGCGCCUGCUCCGGCGCGCCCACAGUUACCAGCGCCAGGAUGUGAGCGGGAGCUGCAACCUGCCUGCUGUGAUAUUCUUCUUCCCCCAGAAAGACAAGAUGGUGUGUGGGAAGCCAGGGGCCAAGUGGGUGCAGUUUGGGAUGAAGAUCCUGGACAAUCGGAAUAAGAAGGACUCAAAGCCCCACCACAGCGGCCGGAGAUUCUUCCAAGGCCCUCAGUCUGGAGUGAGGAAGUUGAGCUCUGGAACCUCCAGGCCUCUGCUGUUGAAGUUUAGUGGUCCCACCAGAAGCAGCAAGAGGAAAGCCUCCCUCCUGACAACAGCUAUUCCAGGACCAUGAGCCCACAGCUCCCCAGGAUCACCCAGCACAAGAUGGGUGGGAACUUUCGCCAACACCAUUGUCACGCUGCUGCCUCAGCUGCCCCAGCCCUUCUGUCCUUCAGGGCAAAUCUCAAUCCUGGCACCUGAGGCUGCCCUGGUUCUCUCCCUGUCACCCCUGCCACCUCCGGCUCCCUGGUCAGCUGGAACGAAGGAGCUGAUCUUAUUUCAAGCCCUGGGUCUGCUCUGGGCACCAGAGUCAGCCCGGCCUAGACAGUGGUUCUUGGAAAAGGACCAUUGUCACAGUUGCUUACCUGCAGAGCCACACCUGGCUGUGUCCCUUUGGGUCCUUGCAAAGCUUCAGUUCUCUCCCAGGAUGUGCCUGUUUGUAGCUUUUAAAUAAAUCUUUGGUAGGA